Molecule: messenger RNA, 5803 nt
Organism: Nezara viridula (southern green stink bug)
Lineage: Eukaryota; Metazoa; Arthropoda; Insecta; Hemiptera; Pentatomidae
Source: the annotation of a GenBank genome assembly
CAAUGUUUGUGUGACUUUAGGAAGCAGCAGUAGAGAUGUGGUGCUUACCCUGGGCAUUCGCUCUUGGGGUUAUAGGAAUAUUAGCUCAGAGCGAUUUCCAGGAGACAGAUGUGUAUAGCAGACCACUUCAUGGUGAUAAGGAAGUGCUAGUAGAUAUCGAAGAUGUCAACAAAACGCAAUACCACGAGCAGAAUUUUAAUACAAGUGCUUACGUUUUCGGAUACGAAAUAGGACCUGAUGGACAGUUCCACCACGAAAACCGAGGACCCGAUGGUGUCGUCUACGGGUGCUACGGAUAUAUCGACCCAAACGGAAUGUUACAAGCGACACACUAUGUAUCUGAUGGAUGGGGCUAUCGAGUAGUCACACCCGGAGAAGAUGUUGAAAUAUUCUUACACCCACAUGAACAUGGAGAAGAUAAUAAUGUGGAUGGGCAAGCAGAAGAGCACGAACAUGAACACCAUACUCACCACGGCAAGCUUACACCAUGGGGAGAACUUUACUUCCCUAAAGGAUGUGGUAUGGGAGGAGGAGGAAGGCCAGGUGUACCAGGUCAACCAGGAUUCCCAGGACAACCAGGACAGCCAGGAUACCCCGGACAGCCAGGAAAACCAGGCGGACCAGGACAGCCAGGAUAUCCGGGACAACCAGGAGGGCCAGGAGGACCGGGACAACCUGGAUACCCAGGAGGACCAGGAGGUCCAGGAUAUCCAGGAGGACCAGGAGGUCCGGGAGGACCAGGAUACCCAGGAGGUCCGGGAGGACCAGGAUACCCAGGAGGACCGGGACAACCAGGAGGACCAGGAGGACCGGGUACGCCAGGAAAACCAGGGGGACCAGGAACUCCUGGAUAUCCAGGACAGCCAGGAGGCCCAGGAACACCAGGAUACCCUGGUAAGCCAGGAGGACCUGGAACGCCAGGAUACCCAGGACAGCCAGGAGGGCCAGGAACACCUGGAUACCCAGGACAGCCAAGUCAGCCAGGAUUCCCUGGACAACCAGGUAAACCAGGAACACCAGGAACGCCAGGAUAUCCAGGACAGCCAGGAAAACCAGGAACACCCGGAACACCAGGAUACCCCGGACAACCAAGUCAGCCUGGAUAUCCAGGACAGCCAGGAAAACCAGGAACACCCGGAACACCAGGAUACCCUGGACAACCAAGUCAGCCUGGAUAUCCAGGACAGCCAGGAACUCCAGGAACACCUGGAUACCCAGGACAACCAAGUAAGCCAGGAUAUCCAGGACAGCCAGGAAAACCAGGAACACCCGGAACACCUGGAUACCCAGGACAACCAAGUCAGCCAGGAUAUCCAGGACAACCAGGAAAACCAGGAACACCCGGAACACCUGGAUACCCAGGACAACCAAGUCAGCCAGGAUAUCCAGGACAGCCAGGAACACCCGGAACACCUGGAUACCCAGGACAACCAAGUCAGCCCGGAUAUCCAGGACAGCCAGGAAAACCAGGAACACCUGGAACACCUGGAUACCCAGGACAGCCAGGAACACCCGGAUAUCCAGGACAGCCAAGUCAGCCAGGAUUCCCUGGACAGCCAGGAAAACCAGGAACACCCGGAUACCCCGGACAACCAAGUCAGCCAGGAUUCCCAGGAAAACCAGGCACACCGGGAUCACCAGGAACCCCCGGUUACCCAGGCCAGCCAAGUCAACCCGGAUAUCCAGGACAGCCAGGAAAACCAGGAACUCCCGGAUUACCAGGUACGCCUGGAACUCCUGGUUUCCCUGGACAGCCAGGAACACCAGGACAGCCAAGUAAGCCAGGAUACCCAGGAACUCCGGGAACCCCAGGAUCCCCAGGUUACCCUGGACAACCAAGCCAGCCAGGAAAACCGGGAACACCAGGAUACCCAGGAACACCAGGUACACCAGGAUACCCAAGUCAACCUGGAUUCCCUGGGCAGCCGGGAGGACCAGGAACACCUGGAAAACCGGGAACUCCAUCAUAUCCAGGAUACCCAGGUACACCCGGAACACCAGGUCAGCCUGGAAAACCAGGAACACCCGGAUACCCAGGACAGCCCAGCCAGCCAGGUUACCCAGGACAACCAGGAACUCCUGGAACACCCGGAUACCCAGGACAACCAAGCCAGCCAGGAUUCCCAGGAAAGCCAGGAACACCAGGAACCCCAGGUUACCCAGGACAACCAAGUCAACCUGGAUACCCAGGAAAACCAGGUACUCCCGGAACGCCUGGAUUCCCAGGACAGCCAGGAAAACCAGGAACUCCUGGAACACCAGGUUUCCCAGGACAACCCAGUCAGCCAGGAUACCCCGGACAGCCAGGAACUCCUGGAACACCUGGAUAUCCUGGACAACCUAGUCAGCCAGGAUUCCCAAGUCAGCCGGGACAACCAGGAACACCUGGAUUGCCAGGACAGCCAGGAAAACCAGGCACGCCCGGAACACCUGGAUUCCCAGGACAGCCUACCCAACCAGGAUACCCAGGACAGCCAGGCAAACCAGGAACACCUGGAACUCCUGGAUACCCAGGACAACCUAGUCAGCCAGGAUUCCCAGGACAGCCAGGAAAACCCGGAACUCCCGGAACCCCUGGAUUCCCAGGACAACCAAGUCAGCCAGGAUACCCAGGACAUCCUGGAACACCAGGAACCCCCGGACACCCUGGACAGCCUAGUCAGCCAGGAUACCCCGGAUACCCAGGAACUCCUGGGCAUCCAGGUGAGCCAAGUCAGCCUGGAUACCCCGGUUUUCCAGGAAAACCAGGGACACCCGGAACUCCAGGACAUCCAGGAACACCAGGACAGCCUGGAUACCCUGGACAGCCAAGUCAACCAGGAUACCCUGGAUACCCAGGACAGCCAAGUCAGCCAGGAUAUCCCGGAUAUCCAGGACAACCAAGUCAGCCAGGAUACCCCGGAAAACCAGGAUCACCCGGUACUCCAGGACUUCCAGGCACGCCCGGACAACCAGGACAACCAAGUCAGCCUGGUUACCCAGGACAGCCAGGUAAGCCAGGAACUCCCGGAUUUCCUGGACAGCCAAGCCAGCCGGGAUUCCCAAGCCAACCCGGAUACCCAGGAGCACCCGGAACCCCAGGAACACCUGGAAUCCCCGGAAAACCAGGAACACCCGGAUACCCAGGGCAGCCAAGUCAGCCAGGUUACCCAGGACAGCCAGGUAAACCAGGGCAGCCAGGAUAUCCAGGACAACCCUCUCAGCCGGGAUUCCCAGGAGAACCAGAACCUCACCCCGGUUAUCCAGGAUCCCCAGGACACCCAGGAAAACCAGGAAUACCUGGCAGACCAGGAACUCCUGGAACACCCGGAGCACCAGGUCAGCCUGGACAACCAGGAUACCCAGGCCAACAACCCACAGGUCCAGGAUUCCCUGGAACUCCAUCACAACCGGGAUACCCAGGAACACCAUCACAGCCAGGCUACCCUGGAGUACCAGGAAGGCCAGGAACUCCUGGAACUCCUGGAACGCCAGGAUACCCAGGACAACAGCCCACUGGACCAGGAUUCCCCGGCACUCCAUCACAACCAGGAUAUCCAGGAACACCAUCGAAGCCCGGCUACCCAGGAGUACCUGGAAGGCCAGGAACACCAGGAACUCCAGGAACGCCAGGAAAACCAGGACAGCCAGGGUACCCAGGGCAACAACCAACAGGACCAGGAUUUCCAGGAACUCCAUCACAACCAGGAUACCCAGGACAACCAACAGGACCAGGAUAUCCAGGGACACCAUCACAACCUGGUUACCCAGGAAUUCCCGGAAGACCCGGAACACCUGGAACACCAGGAACGCCAGGAUAUCCAGGUCAGCAACCAACUGGUCCAGGAUACCCAGGCAAGCCAUCCCAGCCGGGAUACCCAGGAACACCAUCACAGCCUGGCUAUCCAGGAGUACCCGGCAGACCUGGAACUCCAGGAACCCCCGGAACGCCUGGAAAACCAGGACAGCCAGGAUACCCAGGGCAACAACCAACAGGACCAGGAUACCCAGGUACUCCAUCCCAACCCGGAUAUCCAGGAACGCCAUCACAGCCUAGUUACCCAGGAACACCAUCUCAGCCUGGCUACCCAGGAACACCCGGAAGACCAGGAACUCCAGGAACCCCCGGAACACCAGGAAAACCAGGACAGCCAGGAUACCCAGGACAACAACCUACAGGACCAGGAUUCCCUGGAACUCCAUCACAACCCGGAUAUCCAGGAACACCAUCUCAGCCUGGCUACCCAGGAACACCCGGAAGACCAGGAACUCCCGGAACACCAGGACAGCCAGGAUACCCAGGACAACAACCAACAGGUCCAGGAUUCCCAGGAACUCCAUCACAACCCGGAUAUCCAGGAACACCAUCCCAACCUGGCUACCCAGGAACACCAUCACAACCUGGUUAUCCAGGAACUCCGGGAAGGCCAGGAACACCUGGAACCCCUGGAACACCAGGAAAACCGGGUCAGCCAGGAUACCCAGGACAGCAUCCAACAGGACCAGGAUUUCCAGGAACUCCAUCACAACCAGGAUACCCAGGAACUCCAUCACAACCCGGAUAUCCAGGAACACCAACUCAGCCUGGCUACCCAGGAACACCCGGAAGGCCAGGAACACCUGGAACUCCAGGAACGCCAGGGCAACCAGGAUACCCGGGACAACAACCAACUGGACCAGGAUUCCCUGGAACUCCGUCCCAACCAGGUUACCCAGGAAAACCGACAGGUCCAGGAUACCCUGGAACACCAUCACAACCUGGUUAUCCAGGAAUUCCUGGUAGACCUGGAACACCCGGAACACCAGGAACCCCAGGACAACCUGCACAACCAGGAUAUCCAGCAUUUCCAGGAACUCCAGGGACUCCAGGAACUCCUGGAACACCCGGUAGACCAGGGCAACCCGGCUACCCGGGAAAACCAACUGGUCCAGGAUACCCAGGAACACCAGGUACUCCUGGAACACCCGGUCAACCUAGCGUCCCCGGUUAUCCAGGUAAACCUACUGGUCCAGCGUACCCAGGGCAACCAGGCAAACCCGGAUAUCCAGGAACUCCAUCUCAACCAGGAUGCUCUGGACGACCAGGGCAAUCAUGCCAACCAAGCUAUCCAGGAGAACCUUCAACUCCUGGAGUUACGGUCAUUACCUAUCCUCUUCCGAUCGUCCCCAGCCCAGGAUCUUGCCCGUGCUAUCUCGUUUCUCCUAACGCUACAUCAACUGGUCAAGGUUCAUCCCCUGGAUCUAUUCAGCUGCCGGCUGAUCUACCACCGAAUGCGGUCCUUGGCUAUAUACCCGUAAUUUUCGUUCCUUACUGUCCAGGUAAUUCAACAAACACAGAGGAAAUCAAGCCGAUGUUCCCAUCAGCUGUUCCUGUUCCUUAUGAGUGCUCUCAAUGCUCGGCGGGUUCAUCCCAGUCCCAGAGUGUGUUUUAUAAAAGAUAUAGCAGGGGUGGUGAUAAGUUUGUGGACUCGGUCUUACCAGUAGAAUUUGGUGCGAAAAUCAACCCAAGGCAACGAGUAAGGAAAGUUGUGUCAAAGCGACCUCUCAAUUAGGAUUAGAAAGCAAUAUUGUGAUCGUGCCCGUCGACAAGUUGUGUUUUGCAAGUUGUAUAUUUUCAUGAUCAGAACAGAAACCGCUCGGAGCACAGCACAACUUGUGGACAGCCACUUUGAACUGAACGAUUUUCUGUAAUUAUUUAAAUACUUCUUUUGUAACUCAUUAAUGGUGAGACAUUUUUAGAAUAAUGUGUUGUACCAUGACAGACUCAUUUCUUAAUUUUUUUAGUGUUAAGUUAAUAAACAUUUUUCUAUAAACUUUGUUUUUU